This is a messenger RNA of Aplosporella prunicola CBS 121167, 2881 nucleotides long. RefSeq lists its product as uncharacterized. The coding region runs from base 291 to 2633 and encodes 780 amino acids. The transcript is spliced from 6 exons. Gene Ontology annotation, cellular component: cell cortex. NCBI's taxonomy places the organism in Eukaryota, Fungi, Ascomycota, Dothideomycetes, Botryosphaeriales, Aplosporellaceae. Gene Ontology annotation, molecular function: GTPase activator activity; protein binding. Gene Ontology annotation, biological process: regulation of actin cytoskeleton organization; regulation of GTPase activity. The record is from RefSeq and is a predicted model, not a curated record.
AAAAAAAAAAGGCGAGCGAGAGAAAAAUAAAAGGAUAACCCCAAAAAACAAAGCUUGGGGCUUGGAACGGGGCUAAGCAAGCUGCAAUUGCUCCCGUCGCACCGGUACCUUGGGUGUACCACCAUCCCGAGUCCCUUUGUUUAAGGCACAGCUACUCUUGUUCCUGACGCACCCACCACUCCGAUCCCAGUAAUUUCGCCGCGGCGGACCCUCGACUUCCCCCGAGUCGUCGUCGAGUCUGCCUGCUGCGAGUCGCGCACGCCGCGUGAGUUGUUGCGCGCAACCUAGACAUGUCGAUUGCGAUGCUGCAAGCUCCCUCCAGGGCCUCGACUUCAUCUUCCUCUUCCUUCAUACCCGUCUCCCGUCAGAACACCAUGUCUUCGCACGAUGGAUCCCGCUCGACGCGCCAGUCGAAGCGCUACUCGGUUACCGCGCUGUAUCUUUCCAUGUCCGCAAAGGAGAAGGACUUGGAAAUCGAAGAUGAGCUGGCCAAAGCCCAAAAAGUCCUGCGUGAACUCAAGGCGCGCAUCUCCUCGCAGUCGAAGAAGAACUUCGUGCUUGAAAAGGAUGUCAGAUAUCUCGACUCCCGGAUUGCGCUUCUGAUCCAGAACCGGAUGGCUCUUGAAGAGCAAAACGAAGUCGCCAGCCACCUAGAAGAAACGGAGUUGCAGGAAGGCUUCUUCCCCAAUGACGAAAAGACCCAGAAGUAUGGCAACCUGCUGUUCCUUCUCCAGUCGGAGCCCCGACAUAUCGCCCACCUGUGUCGCCUUGUCACCAUGGCCGAGAUCGAUUCUCUGCUGCAGACGGUUAUGUUCACCAUCUACGGAAACCAGUACGAGAGCAGAGAAGAGCACCUUCUGCUCACCAUGUUUCAGUCUGUCCUCACCUAUCAAUUCGAAAACACCCAAGAUUAUUCCUCUCUUUUGCGCGCAAACACUCCCGUAUCCCGGAUGAUGACGACAUAUACCCGCCGGGGACCUGGUCAAAGUUACCUCAAGAUGGUGUUGGCAGAGCGUAUCAACUCUUUGAUUGAGCUCAGAGAUCUCGACCUGGAGAUCAACCCUCUGAAGGUCUACGAGAAGAUGAUUCAAGAAAUUGAAGACAGCGAAGGCAAUCUGCCUGCUCACCUUCCGCGCGGUGUUACGGCCGAGCAAGCAGCAGAGAACGAGACGGUGCAGCAGAUUAUUGCGCCGCGACUGACGAUGCUGAUGGAGAUUGCCAACUCCUUCCUGACCACAAUCAUUGAUGGCCUCGAAGAGACGCCUUACGGUAUUCGGUGGAUCUGCAAGCAAAUCCGCAGUCUUUCAAAGAGAAAGUACCCGGAUGCUUCCGACCACACGAUUUGUACAUUGAUCGGAGGUUUCUUCUUCUUGCGUUUCAUCAACCCCGCGAUAGUCACGCCAAGGUCGUACAUGUUGAUCGAUGCAACACCAGCAGAGAACCCGAAGCGGACGCUCACGUACAUUGCAAAGAUGCUGCAAAACUUGGCUAACAAGCCUUCUUAUGCAAAGGAGCCAUACAUGGUCAAAUUGCAGCCAUUCAUUCAGUCGAACAAGGAGCGCAUCAACAAGUUCAUGCUCGAUCUUUGCGAAGUUCAAGACUUCUACGAAAGCUUGGAGAUGGACAACUACGUCGCUUUGUCGAAGAAGGAUUUGGAGCUCUCCAUCACCCUCAACGAGGUUUACGCAACACACGCGUUACUCGACCGUCACACUGCAGAACUGACUAGAGAUGAGAGCUCGCAUCUCGGCAUAUUACUCCAAGAACUGGGUCCCGCGCCGGCCCAACUACCAAGAAAGGAAAACCGAGCCAUCAACCUUCCGCUCUUCAGCAAAUGGGAGACGCCUAUUGAUGAUUUGACAGCAGCUCUCGACAUCACCCAGGAAGAGGUUUUCUUCAUGGAGGCCAAGUCGACCAUGGUGAUGAUCCUCCGUUCACUGCCACCAAACACUUCGAUUACCCGGAGACCCCUGCGUCUGGAACGGAUAGCUGAAGCGGCAGCAACCACCAAGAAUGACUCCGUCAUGGUGAAGAAGGGCAUCCGGGCCAUGGAACUUCUGAACCAGCUCCAGGAAGGCGGUGUCAUCGACAGAGAGGACGGCUUUGCCCUGCUUCGGGACGAAAUCGAGCAGGAACUGGUCCACCUUGGCUCAAUGAAAGACAAGGUCGUUGAGGAGACCCGCAAGCUUGACGAGGUUUACCGCACGAUUCGCGACCACAACGCCUACCUGGUUGGCCAACUCGAGACUUACAAAUCAUAUCUGCAUAACGUCCGCAGCCAGUCCGAAGGCAAGACCAGGAAGCAGCAAAAGCAGCAAGUACUGGGGCCUUACAAGUUCACCCACCAGCAGCUGGAGAAGGAGGGCGUCAUCCAGAAGAGCAAUGUCCCCGAGAACCGACGGGCAAACAUCUACUUCAACUUCACCAGCCCGCUGCCGGGUACUUUUGUCAUCUCGCUACACUACAAAGGGCGGAACCGUGGCCUUCUAGAACUCGACCUUAAGCUGGACGAUCUUCUGGAGAUGCAAAAGGACAGCCAGGAAGACCUUGACCUGGAGUACGUCCAGUUCAACGUGAGCAAGGUGCUGAACCUGCUCAACAAGCGCUUUGCUCGCAAGAACAAGGGCUGGUGACUCGGCUGCUUCUUCGACAUCGCCAGCGAUACCCAGUCCACUGUUUGAUGUUUGUCAUAAUUUUCCACAAAAUCACGCCACAAGACCAGGGCUACCGGCCUCGGUUUCAAGAGAAUUUGGCGGAGACAGACGGUUUUUUCCUCCUUUUCUUUCCUUUUUUGGUGUUUUCUGUUUUGUUUUUCUUGCUGCCAGGGAAUUGUACACGGUUUGGAUAUUUGGGAUACCCAGAGGCUGAUUGCGCGUUGAGC